Poecilia latipinna (sailfin molly) is the source of this 2878-nucleotide messenger RNA. Its product is annotated as trichohyalin-like. Lineage: Eukaryota; Metazoa; Chordata; Actinopteri; Cyprinodontiformes; Poeciliidae. Bases 267 to 2594 code for a protein of 775 amino acids. The transcript is spliced from 17 exons. The record is from RefSeq and is a predicted model, not a curated record.
UUCAAUACGCGGCGAGUCUUUCCAAAAAGCUCAGAAGACACUGUCCUUCUACUGAAAACAUAGUUUGCUCCUCCUUCGGUGUCAGACAUUUUGAGAAGAAAGCCAUAACAAACGAAGGAUCUUUCAGAACUGAGAGCUGCUAGUACGCAUGGAUUACAGCGACAAUGGGACUGAUGGAGCUUGAGGUUCUGCUCUUCAUUGCCACAAAAUGGGACACCAUGUAGGAACAGCUGCAGCUUAAAAUAAGUAUUUUCUCAGCCGAGGAAAUGGCUUCACCAAAGUCAACGUUGAUGGAUCAUGGAGAGUUCUUGACGGAGCUGGACCAGAUUACCAAGCGGCUUCAGGACGAUGGCGUGCCUCCAGAGGCCGGAGCGGCGGAGCGGCAGCAGCAUCUGUGGCGGCAGCUGCUCGACGCCGAGGCAAAGCUUCAGUCGGUCUCAAAGGAGCUGCAGACCUUACGUACGCAGCAGGCCAAUGAAAUGAAGGAGGUGGAGAGCUACGUAGCUCACAUUCGGGCGCUGCUGGAAGAGUGCGAGUGUCUGACUGCAGAGUACGAGAGAGACAACGAAGACUUGAGACACAAACUUCACCAAGUCAAACAUCAACAAGAGAUCCAGAGCAAGGAGAUGGCGGAGAUGUUGUCACAGGAAGACCUGGGGGAGAUCGGCUUGAGCAGCCCCAGUGAGCAGGUGGCUUAUCUGCUGGUGGAGAGGGCCACUCUGCUGGAAAGGCUGGAGGCUGCCGAGGGGAAGCUGGAAAGUCAUACCCUCGCCGUUACCGACAGCGACCAUCAGGAGCACAUCCAAAUAAUGGGAGAGAGUCUCAGGCAGCAGAGGGAGGACUUGAGCAAGACCGUAGAUCACAUGACGAAGCGAAUGCACAGAACGGUUCGAUCACCAUGUGGACAUUGGCUUUUUGUUUUGUCGGCAGUGUUCGUCCCAGAGUCCGUGGAAGAAGCUGUUUGGCCUGCGCAGGCCCAGAGCGAGGAGAUCUCCAGGGAGCGAACUGAGCGGCAGCGGCUGGAGCGGGACCUGGAGGAGGCGUCCAGGAGGCUGGCCAUGGCCCACCAAGACAUCCGCAGACUCAACAACGAGCUAGACGCGGCUAAGAACAACAACCAAGAUCCAUGUGGAUCUGAGCUUGAGGGGACGGUCCAGGAAGUUGAGUACCUGAGGAAGGAAGUGGACAAAAUGAAACACAACGAUAUGAUGAAGCUGCAGCGAGCCAAAGAGCAAAAUGACAGACUGGAUGCAGAGAACAGAGCUCUCAGGGAAAGACUACAUGUCAUAGAGUCCGAGAAGAAAAAUCUUAUGGAUCAGAUGACAAAACCUAAUACAGAAAAAGAAGACUUGGAGAACAAAGGUACCGAAUCUGAAAACUGCCUCUCCGCUGUGUCGACCCAAGAGAAGGAUCCGAUUCAUAAACGGUGUCAGGAAGCGGUGGAAGACGGACUUGUGCAGGUGAGAGAGCUGCAGCGGCAGCUCCAGAGGCUACGCAAGGAGCAGGAGGAGCUGGAGGAGAGGAAUGAGGAGCUGGAGGCCCUGCUGGGGGAGGCCCAGAACGCCAGCAAGGAGGAGAGGCAUCGCCACGAGGGAGAGGUGGAGGGGCUGCACAGGAGGGUUAGAAACCUGGAGGCGGAGCUGAGAAAGCAUGACGCUCAGGAGAAAGCACCGAGAAACGGCGACGAGGCGAAGGCCACCGAGUCCUACCUGCACGUCCACCUGAGGGACAGCUCCCAGGAGAGGAUGUCCCUGCUGGAGGCCCGACUGACUGAGGAGAAGGAGUGGAGGAAACAGCUGGAGUUGGAUCUCACUGCUGCUCAGGCUGCCCUCAAGAAAGAUAAAGAGGCUUUGCAGAUAGGCGAGCGAGAGCUGAAGAAACUGAGACUCGAGGUCAGCGGUCUUCAGACCGAAUGCCAGCAGGGGAAAACGCUCAUCAAAAGCCUGACCCAGGUCAAGGGAGAGAAGGCCGUUCUAGAAGAAAAGGUGGCCCAGAUGGAGCGCGCCCACAGCAGACUCCAGAGUCAGCUGGAGCGCCACAAGGACAGUAACCAGACUCAGACAACAACGAUGGAAAACAGACUGCAGGCUGAUCAGACGCAGAAGCAGGUCGACAGCCUUCACGUCGAGUUCAGCAGCCUGCAGUCUUCACAUGACAGUCUGAGGGAGGAGAUGACCUCUGAGCGCCAGAAGACGGCCGAGCUGCAGGCGGAGCUGAGCGGCGCGGUUCACCUGAAGCUCGAGGCCGAAGGGAAAAGAGAGAGAGUGGAGCUGGAGGUCCAGCGGCUCCAUAAGCAGCUGCAGUGGCAUCAAGAGCAGCUGACCUCUGCAAAGGAGGCGCUUCGUCGCAGCCAGAAGGCUGAAAUGGACACAGCUAACGCAGGGUCUGGGCCCGAGUCCGUAGAGAAAGUAAAGGUUGGGGGUUUGGAUCAGGUAAUUCAGUUGGCAGCUGUAAAUCAUCUCACAUCGUCCAAACGUGGAGAAGAUCGGCUUCACUGCUCAGUGAAUCGAGUCGAGAAGAAAGCGCGUUUCCUCUUCAUGUUUUUCAUUGAAAUCAAAUAUUUGCAUACGCCCUUUACUCCUGAAAACAACUGAGAAAAGCCCAGAUAAUGAAUCGACUUCCUACUAUUAGGAUUAUGUUAGUUAAUUUUCAACCUUUGAGUUAAAUUGUGCACCUAUUCAUGUAGGCCAGUCUCGGAUACAAAUGGGGUUUUUCAAAUUUGUUACUAAAAGGUCAACAAACCUGACUCGGUUACACCGGCUCUGUCAGGAGGAAUGGGCCAAUAUUCCAGCAAGCUACAGUGAGAAGCUUGUAGAGGGGAAACCUCAAAUGUCUUGACUCAAAUCUAACAGUUCUACCAAAUCCUUAGGAUAUGUUU